Molecule: messenger RNA, 2407 nt
Organism: Procambarus clarkii (red swamp crayfish)
Lineage: Eukaryota; Metazoa; Arthropoda; Malacostraca; Decapoda; Cambaridae
Source: RefSeq, a predicted model, not a curated record
AUGUAUUUAAAAGCAAUUUUGAAGUUGGUGGAGCACAUGGAUGCCUGUGUGGAUAAUCAUCAUGAUUUGCUUGAGAACGUCAAAUCCUCUGAAGAUGAUUAUAGAAAUGCAACAGUACGGAAUAGAACUUUCUUUCCUGACCAGCAGGAAAAGCCUUGCAUUGAUCACCGGGGUCAACUUAAUGUUUUGUCAGCAGCCUAUGAGAGCAUGGAUUAUGAAACUUGUGUUAAUUCAACGUGGCUUGACGAAGAGCGUACUAAUGGAUAUUCAUAUGUGAUGAAGAAGAACAUUGCCCGUUGGCUGGUGGUGUUGAUGAUUGCUGCUCUUACUGCUUUAGUAGCUUGCGCUAUGGAGAUUUCUAUCGAGACGCUAUCAAAUUUGAAAUUUUCAUGGCUUAAAGAAUAUCUUGAUUACGACAAGAACUCAAGUUUGGUCAUUCCAUUUUUACUGUGCGUCACUUUGAGUGUUGGACCAACCUUGGUCGCUGCCUUUCUUGGAUCAUAUGUGGAGCCUCUGUCAGCAGGCAGUGGUAUUCCUCAGGUGAAGUGCUACCUGAAUGGUGUGAACGUUCCACGAAUUGUUAGAUUGAAGACCCUGCUGUGCAAAGUCCUUGGACUCAUUAUGUCUGUUCUCGGUGGUCUUGCUAUUGGCAAGGAAGGACCCAUUAUUCACUUUGGAGCUAUAAUAGCAGCAGGUGUAUCUCAAGGGAAGACGUCUUCAUUCAAUUAUGAUUUUGGGAUUUUUGAAUACUUUCGAGAAGACCACGAAAAGCGAGAUUUUGUAUCUGCCGGUGCAGCUGCUGGUGUUUCUGCCGCUUUUGGUGCUCCAGUCGGUGGAGUGUUGUUCUCCCUGGAGGAGGCAGCCAGCUACUGGAACCAGGCUCUCACAUGGAGGGUGUUCUUUGGUGCCAUGAUGUCUUCAUUCACUGUAAACUUAAUCCUUUCAACCUACAACGGAGUUCCAGGUACACUUACUUUCAAUGGACUCCUAGAUUUCGGCAAGUUUGUGUCUCUGACUUACGAAAUAUGGGAAUUUGUGCCUUUUCUACUAAUGGGAGUUGCUGGAGGCCUACUGGGAGCCGUGUUCAACCUUAUGAAUCAAAAGCUCACUUCCUUCAGGAUGAAAUACAUUUAUAAACCAUGGCAGAAAAUAUUAGAAGCAACAGUGAUCGCCUUUGUUACAGCAGUCGUCUCUUUCCUCACACUAUAUUUAAUUCAAGAUUGUCAUAUAAUUAAAGAAAAUACCGCCGUACACCCUAUUCAGAUGUUUUGUAGUGAUGGGGAGGAAAAUGCAGCUAAUAUAUGGUAUCAGUCUCCCGAAAAAAGUGUGCGAUCAUUGUUUCAUGAUCCUCCAGACGCUUUUGAGUGGCCAACCAUAACUGUGUUCUUUGUGACUUACUACUUCUUGGCAUGCUGGUCGUAUGGCAUGGGAGUCCCUUCUGGACUUUUUAUCCCAAUGUUGCUGUGUGGAGCAGCUGGGGGCCGGCUGGUGGGGAAACUGAUGACGUUCCUCUUCCCUAAUCAGCCUUGGGUACACGAAGGAAAAUACGCACUGGUUGGUGCCGCAGCUUUGCUUGGGGGCGUUGUGCGCAUGACUAUAAGUUUGACAGCUUGCUUAUUGGAGUGCGUUGGCAAUAUAACAUUUGGCUUACCUAUAAUGACUGUCCUCAUGGUAGCUAAAUGGGUGGGAGAUUUCUUCAAUGAGGGUCUGUAUGAAAUCCAUAUUCAAAUGCUAGGUUUACCUAUGAUGGCUUGGGAUGCACCAGCUCUUUCAAACAAUGUAUACGCUUCAGAAGUAAUGAGCAGACCUGUUGCCACCAUAAGAUCUGUUGAGAGUGUUAAACGGAUUGUGAAUCUUCUCAAACAAUAUAAUUACAACGGCUUUCCAAUUGUAGAUGGUUCUCCAACUGCAUAUGAUUCACAAUAUAUCUUGCCAUGUGGUACAUUGAGGGGCCUCAUCUUACGUUCUCAGCUCCUUGUUCUUUUAAAAUACAAGAUUUUUAAUGAAAAUAAUGAGGUGUGGCAGAAUAGCAAAGUAAACAUACGUCUCUUUCGCCUGUCCUAUCCACGGUACUUCACUCUUGAGGAAGUUGAUUUGAAUCCUGAGGAUAUGAACUGCACAGUGGACAUUAGACCAUUUUAUAAUCCCUCCCCAUACUCAGUAAUUGCCUGCACUUCCCUACCAAGAAUGUUCAAUCUUUUUAGGGCUCUUGGUUUAAGACAUCUUGUUGUGGUUGAUGACAACAAUAUAGUUGUUGGUAUGGUGACUCGUAAAGAUUUGGUCAAAUACAGAAUUUGGAAACACAGAGGGCAGAUGGGUUUAGAAGAGCUUGUCAUUUAUAAUAAUUUGUCUUGAGGAUAAUAUUUAUUUCAAUUAUCUGUUAGUUAAUUGUGUGAAUUUUUUCAUU